AUGGCAAAGUACGUUGCUAAAGACGGCACUGUCCAAGAAAAAAAUGCUGGCAUUUUUGGAUUUAUCAACACCACUUUUUGGGGUGUAAUACAGUUUUUUGUUUAUUUCGUGCAAACGUUAGUCUCGCCACAAGCCGCUGAUAACAUUAUAAAUGCAGGGCGUCCUUCCGAUAACAGAGGUGAUAGCAGCGGCGGUGGCGAGGCAGCACCACCAUGUGGCGGAUGCUGUGGAGGAUAA
Ambispora leptoticha is the source of this 237-nucleotide messenger RNA. The record is from the annotation of a GenBank genome assembly. NCBI's taxonomy places the organism in Eukaryota, Fungi, Glomeromycota, Glomeromycetes, Archaeosporales, Ambisporaceae.